AUGAGCAGCCCCCGCUCCCGCUGCGGGCCGCCGGCCCCGCCGCCGCCGCUGCUGCUGCUGCUGCUGCUGCCGCUGCCGCCCGCCCUCCGGCCCGCCGCCGGGCUGGCCCUGCAGCCCGUGCACUGCGCCCCGUGCGGCCCGGAGAAGCUCGCCCUCUGCCCGCCCGUCGCGCCCGCCUGCCCGGAGACGGCCCGGCAGCCCGGCUGCGGCUGCUGCCAGACCUGCGCCCUCGGGCCGGGCCAGCCCUGCGGCGUCUACACGGCCCGCUGCCGCCUGGGGCUCCGCUGCCGCCUCCCCGCCGGGGAGCCCCGGCCCCUGGCCGCCCUCGUCCGGGGGCAGGGGACCUGCCUGCCCGCCGGCGAGCCCGGAGGGACGCGCCCGGCGGAGCCGGCAGACUCUGUCGAACCUGAAGAUUUGCCUUUGGAAAGCACUGAAAUGACACAGGAUCAGCUGCUGAACUAUCAGUUGAUGUUCCCCAUAGGCCAGGACAAAUCCAUCCCCUGGAAUGCCAUCACCACAUAUGAAAACAUGAAAGCAAAGAGAAUAUCUGAACUCAAGAAAUGGAAAGAGCAGGGACCUUGUCAGAAGGAGCUCUACAGAGCCCUGUAUAAAUUGGCGAAGGCUCAGCAGAGAAGUGGAGGGGAGAUUUACAAAUUCUAUUUGCCCAACUGCAACAAGAAUGGAUUUUACCACAGCAAACAGUGUGAGACUUCACUGGAUGGAGAGUCCGCUGGAUGCUGGUGUGUCUAUCCAAAAAAUGGAAGAAGGAUUCCUGGAUCUCCAGAAAUGAAAGGAGACCCGGAAUGCCAACAGUAUCUCAGCUCACAAGAAUAAAACGAACCACAUUCAUCCACACCAAGUUUUCUGUGGGGCCUGAUCUAGCCAGGAGACAUUUCAGUCAGGAGCCGUUUCAGUAAGGUGGUUGUGUGCACCUGAUUUUCAGCAUAUAAGUAAUCCCAUAAAGUAGCUUUUUUACUGCUCUGGGCUGACUCAGCUGCUCGAGUGACAGAUAGGAGCAACUGCAAGAUCAAGUCCUACAAUCUUGUAUAUUUUGUUUGUAUUAUAUUAUAGAUACCCUCAUAUGUAAAGCUGUUGAAUUAUUUAUUUCACAGUACAUGUAUUUUUGUCUGUGUGUGUUGUUACUAAUUUAUAUCCUCAAACACUUCAUAACUUUAUAUGUAAAUACUUAAUAUUAUUGCUCUUAAAUAUAUGCAUCUUAUGUUGGAGGAAUGUUGCUACUUAAAACUUCAAAUGGCACAACUCUAUUGGGAAAAAUGGCUUGUAAACUUGCAUUUUUAUACUAUGUAUUUAUAGACUUAAAACUGAAUUUAAAAAAAUAGCUUUCAGUAGAGAACAUGCUUAGAAACUUAUUUAAAACCUGUUUUGUUUAUAUAUCAUGUUGCUUUUGCACCUCUGUUUCAAUGUCAAGCUGUUUCUUAAAAAAGAAAGUCUCAACCUUGAUUAUAUACUGAAGCUCCUGAUGGGACAGAAUUUGUUUCUGUUUUCCAAACAUACACACUGGAUAAAUGGCAAAACACAACAGGAUACUCUGUGCCACCUUUGACAGGUGUAAGCUGUUCGCAUGUUGACAUUGUCACGUUAUUUAAGAUGAGCUAUUAAAUAAUGCCUUCUACCCUG
Molecule: messenger RNA, 1638 nt
Organism: Aquila chrysaetos chrysaetos
Lineage: Eukaryota; Metazoa; Chordata; Aves; Accipitriformes; Accipitridae
Gene: IGFBP1
Product: insulin like growth factor binding protein 1
Exons: 4
Coding region: 1-834 (277 amino acids)
Biological process (GO): regulation of insulin-like growth factor receptor signaling pathway
Cellular component (GO): extracellular region
Molecular function (GO): insulin-like growth factor I binding; insulin-like growth factor II binding
Source: RefSeq, a predicted model, not a curated record